AUGAUCAUUCCAGUGCGCUGCUUUUCUUGUGGCAAGGUGGUUGGUGACCUCUGGGAAAGCUACUUGCGGUUGCUCGAUGAAGGCGUUCCAGAUGGAGACGCCAUGGACCAGUUGGGCUGCAAGAGAUACUGCUGUCGCCGUAUGAUAAUGACGCACGUUGAUUUGAUCGAAAAGCUUCUCAGAUAUAACCCCGCUGAGAGAGACCGUGCGAAGUCGCAGCUGUAA
Molecule: messenger RNA, 225 nt
Organism: Paecilomyces variotii
Lineage: Eukaryota; Fungi; Ascomycota; Eurotiomycetes; Eurotiales; Thermoascaceae
Product: DNA-directed RNA polymerase, subunit N/Rpb10
Exons: 4
Coding region: 1-225 (74 amino acids)
Biological process (GO): tRNA transcription by RNA polymerase III; transcription by RNA polymerase I; transcription by RNA polymerase II
Cellular component (GO): RNA polymerase III complex; RNA polymerase II, core complex; RNA polymerase I complex
Molecular function (GO): DNA binding; DNA-directed RNA polymerase activity; zinc ion binding
Source: RefSeq, a predicted model, not a curated record